GAGGCAGCUCAUUUUGCCCUUACUAAACAUGGCGCUGGCCAGUGUGUUGGAGAGCUCGCUACCGGUGAACCGGCAGGGGUAUUUCGGAUUCGGGGGUCGUGCGGAUCUGUUGGACCUGGGUCCAGGUAGUCCCAGUGAUGGGCUCAACCUGGCCGCGCCCAGCUGGGAUGCCCCAGAGGAGCCAAGAAUCGAAAUACUUCAUGGAACCACCACCCUGGCCUUCAAGUUUCGACAUGGAGUCAUUGUUGCAGCAGAUUCUCGGGCCACAGCGGGUGCCUACAUUGCCUCCCAGACAGUAAAGAAGGUGAUAGAGAUCAACCCUUACCUGCUGGGCACCAUGGCUGGGGGUGCAGCAGAUUGCAGCUUUUGGGAGCGGCUGUUGGCCCGGCAAUGUCGAAUCUAUGAGCUUCGAAACAAGGAACGCAUCUCAGUAGCAGCUGCCUCCAAGCUGCUGGCCAACAUGGUGUAUCAGUAUAAAGGCAUGGGGCUGUCCAUGGGUACCAUGAUCUGUGGCUGGGAUAAGAGAGGCCCGGGCCUCUACUACGUGGACAGUGAAGGAAACCGAAUCUCGGGGGCUGCCUUCUCUGUAGGUUCUGGCUCUGUGUAUGCAUAUGGGGUCAUGGAUCGGGGUUACUACUAUGACCUAGAGGUGGAAGAGGCCUAUGAUCUGGCCCGUCGAGCCAUCUACCAAGCUACCUAUAGAGAUGCCUACUCAGGAGGUGCGGUCAACCUCUACCAUGUCCGUGAGGAUGGCUGGAUCCGAGUCUCCAGUGAUAAUGUAGCUGAUCUACAUGACAAGUACAGUGGAUCUACCCCCUGAAGGAGGCGUUUCUUGGGGUGACUUGCUAGUAACAUGGAUACAGCUCCGAAUUCUAUAGUGGAAGGAUCCCCAGUUAUAUUGAUUGUUUUUUUUAAGCUCUGGUGCAUUGACCUCUAUGUGUUACCAGUUGUUAAUGAGCUGCUACAGAGGUGAUGAUUUGUUUUACUUUCUUGAUGUUAACAUUACACUACUCGACCUUA
This is a messenger RNA of Phyllostomus discolor (pale spear-nosed bat), 1020 nucleotides long. RefSeq names its product proteasome 20S subunit beta 5 (gene PSMB5). The transcript is spliced from 3 exons. NCBI's taxonomy places the organism in Eukaryota, Metazoa, Chordata, Mammalia, Chiroptera, Phyllostomidae. Gene Ontology annotation, molecular function: threonine-type endopeptidase activity. Bases 29 to 820 code for a protein of 263 amino acids. Gene Ontology annotation, cellular component: proteasome core complex. The record is from RefSeq and is a predicted model, not a curated record.